Molecule: messenger RNA, 22736 nt
Organism: Dermacentor andersoni
Lineage: Eukaryota; Metazoa; Arthropoda; Arachnida; Ixodida; Ixodidae
Source: RefSeq, a predicted model, not a curated record
CAUGCUAAAACCAUAGAAUUUCUUAAUAAUAAUUACUGUAUGAAAAUUCAUAGAUUUUUAUACAACAUAUAUGGCUAAAACCAACCGCGCACUUUGACGUGCGAUCACGUGCAGGGCCACCAGGUUGGCUUCAAUUGCGUUGCGGUAUCCCUCCUAACGAUUUCCUUCCUCACGGGCGUUCCCAUGCAUGCAUACCCAGCGCUUCCUCUAGAGGAGGCGCUGGCAUACCACAGCGCAGCAGCGCCAGAUUUCACCCUAUGCCUGCCUCUGCCUGCACUAACCUGCGUACCUGCGUUAGGGUGGCCUACCUGCGUUGCGCUGUUGAUGGUGCGAACCCCAACUACCCGAAGAAAAACAGCGGAAGUCGUUCUUGGUUUCGCUCGUGUUUCGUUUCCGGUGCUCAGGUUAAAUGUCGCGAGGAUGAGCUAUCGACCAAAUCAGGGUUUAUAUCGCACGCUAGACUUUGUUACACCUGUGACACGAGUAUGGGGCAUUUUUUCUGCAAUAGUUUACUGGGGUAUAGGCGCUGACAUCACGUAUCACGGCGACUCCUUGGGGCCGUAUAUACUGGUGUCAGCUGUGUUUAUUACGCUCUUUGAAACAGCAUUUGCUGUGGACCUUUUCCUCGAGGUCUGCAUAAGGGAGGAGAGAGGCUAUUGCCUUCGCCUGUGGAGAGGAAUUCGAUGGGUAGAUCUGUGGCGGAAAAGCAUCCUUUACUUGGCCUUAUCCAUCCUGUGCUUUGCUUACCACAGCAGUUCUUGGUUAGGUGGCUAUGCUGGUGCCACAACAUUAGUUCUGUGUGUCCUUUACCUCAUCCUUACCUACAAGAAUCACCUUGAGGUCAAGGAGGCUCUUUUGGCUGACAAAGAAGCAUCGUAUGACAGGUUUGAUGCACUCGAAGAAGAGGUAGACGAAACACUUCCAGAGCCUGAUGUCGACACUGUUGGUGACCAAGAUCGCAUCUUGGAAGUGUGAGGACCUGACAAGCUGUUGCUUGGGUAUCUAUGUGCCACAUCAAACAGCAGCUUGUGCCACAGUCAGGCAGCAAAAACUGCUCUAGGAAGUGUUCUGCAGUCGGUAAUAGUGAGUCUUUUGGGCACCACCAUGUUGUACAGAGGCACCUUGCCAUAUUCAUUGAGCUAUUGAUCUGAUGUUAUAUGCAGUGUGUCAUCUUUUCGUUAGCGCCUUUACACCUGCGCUAUUUUUUAGGCAUCUAGAUGUUCCAGAGCCAUUUAGAUAUCAUUCUGGCAAACUGAUAUUUCUGGCCAUUUUGGUAUUUUAGUUGUUGUUUUUUCAGUCAUGUGUUGCUCUCGGUUUGUGGUAUUGUGGGCUGCUGGAGGCUUGGCUGUUCUUUGUACUUAAUAUGUUCAAUGUCUUUCCACUUGCUCAUUUUGUUCAGAAAAUGCAAGCAAGGGUUCAUUGAUCUGGUUGCCAUUUUUCGGCCUGCAAUUUGCCAUCCAUUUUAUCCUUGUCUCUCUCAUUUAUAUCAAAAUAUUGCACAGUUUUCUUUUUACAAUCACUUGCAUUAUUACCUUGUAAUGACAUUUAGCAUUGACAACCUGUAGCAUUUUUUUUUUUAAGAUCCAUUAUAAAGUUCUACACUUGCUGCCUUUACUGACGCUUGGUGUAAAAUUUAUGCUAAGGUAUAAUUACUUCACUCAUCAAGUUGCUCUUGUGUGGUAUUAUGGACUAGGCGACCUGUUUUGUCACAUCAUCAUGUUUUGUUAGUUUUGUGGUGCUAUUAAUCGUGGGGCUGCAAACGGGAUACCCAUACAAGGGCUUGAGUUAAAUAACAGCUGCAAGUGACAGAAGUUAAAAUAGCUACUGUGCCAACGCUGAGCUUGAAGAUUGCUGUUUAACACAUGCAGAGAAAAUAGUGUGUUUUAGUUUCAGCAUUUUAAUGCGAGAUUACUUUUCACCUUAAGGAUUAUUUAUUUAGCAUGCAGUGACUUUUCCUUGUGCCAGCCAGUCUGAAAAAAUGCCAUUCUUUACACUAUUCUAUCUCUAUGUUAAUAGCAGCUGGCAAGCACUACCAGUAGACUGAAAUGUGCCUGUGAUGAAAAGUGAACCCAUUUGGUGGUUUAGUGGUAGUCAAACUGUAUAUUCAAAACCAGUUAAGAGGUUCAUGAGCAUUUUUUGUUUACUCUGUGGUGAUAGUUCUCUUUUUCUAGAAAGAUUCAGGCCAACUGGGCACUAUAACUUUACACUCAGUUGAUUUGAAUGAGUUUUCAGAGCACUAAACAUGAAGGAAGGGGGCUGUUAUCCCUGAUGCAGUUUGCUUGCAUUUCUGUGGGUUCUUUUUCAUUUCCGUGGACUUCCCCUGUCAAAUUUCUGUCAGUUCAGCUCCAAGUGGCUCUUGUGUAACAGGUCUUGAAUCUCACAAAGUACAAGUCACUUGCACGUUCAGACAAGCAUUCCAACAUCAAAAUUAUUUUGUGCUACAUGCCUCCGUGCACCUCUUUACGUGCUUGAACAGUACAGAAUAGAAUUGAUAAGGUAAAUGCAUUUGUUUAGUGCUUAGUUACUAAUUUGAAAUGCUCAGUUGUGCAUUUGCUCUUUAUAAUCAUGAUCAACAGCUUUUAAAAUCUGCACUAAUUUUCACAAAUGUGUUGGCCUAGCUCUGCAACUUUCAGAAACAGUGUUCAUUUCACGGAGGAAGGAAACUAAGGAGAGGCCCUACCCCCUCCGCGCGCUAGGAGAAAAGUGUGGUGGAAAUGACGUAGUAGGUUCUCAUUUUUUUGCUGCUUUUUUGGUUUUUUUGUUGUAUGGCCACGCCUUUUGGGCCACAAUGGCGGCGUUGUUAUGGUUUUGAGCGCUCACACGUGUUGCUCUGGUAGGUUUCGGGCCGUGGCAAAGGCGCUGAGUGGGCGCGUUUGCGUUAGUCACCGUGUCUUGUUGCGCUGUGUUACCUGCACCGUGCUCUGCCAGAUGUUGCGCGAGCGCGCGCGACACCAUGCGCAGCGCGGCGUGGUUUCGCGAAAGAAGUAAACAAGAGAGGAGGGUGGCCCAAAAGGCGGAGCAUCGCCAUGAGCAACGCCAAAUUCCGGCUUCACUUUUGCUUCACAAAGAGUGACGUCAGGGCCUCUCCUUAGUUUCCUUCCUCCGUGGUUCAUUUAUACAGUGAUCGUCCACUGUCAGAAAACUGCUUCUAAAGCAGUCUUGCCAUGGCCUUGCCCUUUGACAUGAGACAUUGUGCAACUUUUCAAGCCUGUGCACCCUAGUAGUUUUCAUUAUGGGUUCCUUUGGACAAUCACCAGGGCUACGAAUGUGUGCUGUGGCAUUUAGCAACGCUUAUCAACAUGCUCAGCAAGUAUGAAAUCCAGGUUUUGACAAAAGCUCUGCUGGUUGAGAAUGAUCAUGGCACAUUUGUGUAACCCCUUCAGGCACCGUGUGAAGUUUCGCACGCCAAGAUAGUGCAUCAAAAGGAAACGCACUGAUUAAAGUAAUAUUUAAGCAAUUCACAUACACCUUGAAACACUUCUUAUUGGAUUGUACUGCAAGUUUGAAUAAUAUAUGUGAAGUGUCUUCUUAAAACGAGUUUGAAGGAGGACAGUUGGGUGUUCGCUCUCGAUGUCAGUAUGUUGUUGUGUAGCAAGUCAUUGUUUUCACUAUGUUUUACCUCAGAUAUAUUUUUCAAUCUGCUUGAUAGGUGCUUUUCAAGUACACUAAAUAAGAAACACUUGAUGCUCUUAUAUUUGACGUUUCGGUAGAGAGUUCUCACAUGGAGUCUACACUCUGUGGAUGUGACAGAACUCUGAUAAAAAAAAAAAAUCUUAAUCUAUUCUGCAGCUGUAGGUGUUUCAUGAUUCUGAUGAUGCAACAAAUGUGGUAAAACUGAAUCUUCUCUGGACAGAAUUAACUGGUGCCUGAAGGGGAUAAAAACACUAGAAGUGUAAAAGAACAACAGAACUGUUAAAAUAGGCAAAAGAAAGAACAUUAUUAUGAAGCAUGGUACAAUUUAAUGGCGAUCCUGAGUAGCACAAUGUAGUGCCAGCUCUAAAAAUUUAUGGUAUACAAGAUCUACAAAAAAAUUUUACUUUCGGUGCAGUCUAAGCAAGUAGCUUUGAAGUGGGCAUUGUAAUGUGUGGGCCAUGCACGAAGUGCUGAUCACGGCGCCAAAUUUGUGGCUAUGUGCCCAGGCUAAACAGUACUUCAGUUAUUUUUGUUUAUUUUUUUUCCCUCUCCCUGUUCUUACAUGUUCUAACCUUCUGGCACUAGUAGUGCACUCUUUGCCGUAUGCAGGCCAAGCUAUGUGCUAGUAGAGCCAACUGUAGGUGUUGUCAUUGGGCUUCUAUUGCUUUCAUAGUGUUACAGAGCUCUGGAAAAUAUGUAGAAUGCUUGCCCCCACUCUCCAGAGCUCUGUACCUUUGUUAUUACAACAGAAGUCUAUGUAGCUGGCAAAUCAACAGCUCUAGUUACACACAGUGACAUUUAUACACCAUUAAUUUUGGAUUCACCAUGCCACCUAUACACAGCUCUGUGUAUAAGAGAAAGGAGAUGCCAGGGACACUUUGUACUGGCUGAUUCUGUAUUUUAAUUGUGUGUAUAUUUCACACGUGAGUGUGUGCAUUGAAGCUGGAGGUAAUGGCAACACCCUGAACAUGCUCCUUUUGUCCCGUUCAGGAAUGCGAGCGCUUGUGAACCAGAAUAUGCAGGUGCACAUGAAAGCUGGUGAGAGUUGACCUUUCACCCUUGUUGACAGAGCCGAUGCUCCUUGUUGCGUUUGCAUGUAUAUUUUGAUGUUUCAUAUUACAUUCGCAUAUAUGAUUCAAUUGCGCUAUAAUAAUCACAUCACAUGGUCAUAGUAAUGAAGUCGUGUGAAUUGAGAAAUCAUCGCUACCAUGGUCCUGUUUUGCGUACAGAGUUGCUUAUAUAGUUGACUGCUGCUAAUUCAACUCCAGUUAAUUCAAUCCUAACCGAAGGUUCCGGCAGGUGCGCAUACAUUUCUAUGGGCCCAAACUUUCAUUGUUCCUAUAUUAAAAUAGGCCUUCACCGGAUAAUUUAAACUUAACCAGUCAGCACGCACCCACUUGGCCUCUAUGGGGACCCCAACAGCGACCCCUUUAGUGGCAGCGUCUGUCUCGGCGAAGCUUAGGAGUUGUUUAAUUCGUUGAACACAUCUCCCAAUGAAAACACCUAUUUUUGGCCUACCCUAGGAGGAUUUUCAAGCAAUAACCGUAGCUCACAAUAUCUUAUUAUGGUGUUUACCCAAUUCUAAUGCGCUUUUUUUUUUCUUAGAAAAUUGGUUUAAGAAUUGCUUGGCACGGCUCAGUCGGACACAAAACCGAAACCACUUUCGUGGUGUACAUGUGCUUUACCUCAUAUCACGUAUGUAUUGCGGCAAAGCUGACUCUGGAAAACCUGCCACCAAUGUGCAAUACAUAUUAGCCCAUUACCCAUUUUUCCUGCUAAAAUAUUUGAUGCACGUUGGAUUUCAGAUUUGUUUAGGAGAUUUAAUGUCAUUUCUAUAUCAGUUUUCUACUUCGAACACAGAAAGUGCGCACGCGUUUGAUUCGGGGAUGUGUCAGAAUAGGGCAAAUACUGCUAAAUGAAUCAGUGGUGUGUUUUUGCAUAUUUUUCUGCAUUUUCUUUCAUUCGACCCAUCGGGUAAUUAUUUAUUUCGUAGGUCUCAUCAGGAUCGAAUUAACGGAAGUCAACAAUAGUAAUAUUACAGUAGCCUUUUCUAUGCGAAAUAACUGGCGGUGUUCAUUGUUACCUGCCUUUAGAAAGUAGAUAUGAUGUGAAAAAGAAAAUUUUUGGUUUCUACAUUUUUUCCCUUUUUCUUGUUUAAUAUCGUGAUCUUUCUUUAAGGGGUCCUGAAACACCCCUCAGGCUUGGUGAAAAAUGCAGUCCACGGAUAGCAUACGCUGCUGUGAAAUGUCCGCCAAAUUUUGCGGUCAUGCGUGGCGUGUGGAGCUCGCAGACGAAGUGCAAAGUCAUAUUUCUCAAGUGCUCUCUUUUCAAACGAGGACUUCUUGUCACCCACUUCAAAGCCGCUGGCUGCUUGCAUAUGUUGUCAUCUGCAAGGUUGCCAUAUGAAGCUGCUAGUGCUGACAUUAAUCAAAACUGGUGUUUGAAUGAGUCCGCUUCUUCCUACUGCUAGAUUUAUUGACACAGUUUAAGAAACAUGCUGAAGCAAGUGAAAAUCUGCUUUCAAAUUCCAAGCCGACUAUCGUCUGCUCAGGCCCAGCCAAGAAUUAAACUUAGCCACACUGCUUAUCAGUGUCGUAGCCCUCAGGUCUAAUUUAGAUUUGUUUUUAGCCUUGAACUAGCCUUGCACCACACGAAACUUAAGGUCAGACCGCAUAUACACUAGCCAGCAUUUGCUUACUCCUGCCGCUCCUGGCUUGACGUUUUGACAGACAUCGUUUCAUAUUGAGCUAUUGACAGCGCUUCAAAAGGCGCAAGUUAGAUUUGGCUACUAUCCGUCGGUGAAGCUGGUACAGAACUAAGCCGGUCUGCACGACGUAGCGCGGCCAGACUGGAAGUCAUGAGCGCAAGCGCGCACUCCAGUCCCGUUGUGCCCUAAGAAAACGCUGUGCAUACACACUACAGUUGCAUGUAGCUGCAUCUGCUAUACGUGUAGAUACCGUGGCAAGCACUCUCCUUCAGGACAACCGUGUUUCGCAUGUCGUAGGUGCCAAAAUUGGUAAUUGUGCAUCUGCACAAAAUCAAAUUUGAACUGCAUGCCAUGGUGACGUUCAGUACGCGGAGCGUUAUGAGCACGCCCUGCUCUGCCAUAGCCUUCGCAUUGCAAGGUGUUGAAGAAGGAGCGAGAGCAUCACAAGGGGGAUCAAACGUGAUGUUUGAUUGCCAUUAGCUCCACUUCUGCUAAAUGCAUCGAAGUACUUUUUGCUGCAAAGCAUUUUUGAAAUAGUCUAUCUUAACUUCAAAUGCAUUUCUUGACUUCGAUAAAGAAUGUUUCAGGGCCCCUUUAAGAUCAUAGCAGGGUGGGUACAGAAGACAACAAAAGAUGUAGGUAUGAAGAAACAACAAAAAUACAAUAUUACAAUAACAAUACAAUAUACAAUACAAAUGGCUGCUGAAGUGGCAAUUUACAGCAGAAGGUGGCUCUCGCAAGUGGAUAAAUUAAGGCUGUGAAUCUUGCUUACAAUAACAUACAUUGCUCAGCAUCAGCAAAACCUAGGAUGCUUGCAUGGAAAUGACCGUGCAUACCGCCCUGUUCCAGAAGUCUCCUUUUGUGUUGCCUGUCUUUCUGUGGCCUUUUCUUAGUGGGUAUUGUGGCCCAGAACACUAUAUCCAGUGCUAUCGUUUGUGCCAUUUUUUAUCCUGGGACUGUAUUCUUAACAGGCCAUUUCAGUUCACAUUCUUGUUUUCUUAUCCAUUGUGCCAAGCUCCUGACCCCAGUAAUAAUGGUGGUGCAGCUUUGUCUGAGCCCAUCAUAAAUUGCUAAAAGACACCUGGACUGCAUGCUUUCAUAAAAGCUAACAAGCUCGCGUUACUAUGGCUUGAAAGGUGCCACUUUCUUGCUUGCUUGGAGAUAUUGUACUCUAGCAGUUACGUCAGAAACAAGGGCACAGCUUCUGUUAGGUACGCUUUUUCACGUGCUAUCCUUUUUGCAUGAGUAUAACGAGCUCACUGAAGCAACUAAAUUAUGCGAGAAAGUCGGUGCUGGCCAAAUAGCACACAUAAAAUGGAGUAUUACAGUCAGCUCUACUUCAUAGCCGAGCUUUGUCGGUUUGUGUCUGAUGGGAUACAAGUCUCCUGUUGUGUAGCACCUCUCCAUUUUGGACACUGUCACCACAAAAACAAUUUUCUAUAAACAUAAGCGGAAACAAACUGAAUAUCAAAUACUUUUUAUACAGCUUUCGAAUAAUGAAAAGCCUUUUCACCAUUAGGAUAGAGCAAUGUUCACAUCCUAUCUGUCAUAACACUGCACAUUAUGAAGCAAGUACCCUUUAAUGAAAGCACAAAUGUAGAAUUAAAAACAAAUAAUGAGUUUUUUUGUAUACUCGGGACUGAUAGCAGCAUGCAUGCUCGUGUAAUACCAUUGUGAGGUUUUAGAAGAUAGCCUUGUGAGCCCUUUAGCAUUUGUGUAUGCCUUCAAAACUAAAUCAGAAAUAUGCGUUGACCGCAAAACAAAGAAAGCACAAUUUCUUUAGUUACAAUGUUCAUGAAAGAUACCGUAUUUUUUUGCAUAUAACCAACAACAAAAGUUUGAAAAAAUUAACAGUAAGUCAGUGCAAAUUAUAUGCAAAUUUCACCUUGAGGUGUGACUUCACAGCAGGUCGAGCUGGGCUGAUGUGAAGCCACAGCUUAAGGCAACGUUCUCUGCCACAUAAAGUUUCGUUACCUCCUGUAGGGAACCCCACAUCUAUGUGUUGUAGCUUUCUCUGCCCUCUUUCGUGGUUACCCAUUCUCCUCCUAAUUUCAUACCACCAUUUUGCAUUUUCGCUGGGUUAGCAGUUGGCCAAUAGUACACGCAGCACUGACAAACCAGAAUUCUGAUCAUGCAUGCUGUGCUUGACAGCAGUCCUUUGCAGCGUAGCCGAAGAUUAUCAGUGUAGCUGAAUAGGUGGGGAACAAAGACACUGCCCGAAGAUGCGACGUGGAAGUGUCGUGCAUCCGCGAGACCGUUCUAUAAAGAUUUAAGCUUUGUUGUGCAGUUAAUUCUGUGGGUUACACAUGCAGAUUAUUUUUUUCUUUGUGGUUAUUGUAAUUAAAGGUGCGGGUUAUGUGAGGACAUGGCUUAUACAUAGAAAAAUACAAUAAUGCCACUGUCACGUAAGAUGAUGUUACAAUCCCAUGUAUUCAUAUUUACUUCAACAGGAUAAAAAGUUGGGCGAGUUGGUACGGUAACAUGAUCUUGGAUUGUAGCGUGAAGUGACACGGACAGAGACUAGAAGCAAAUGUUGUCCUGUUUGAUUCUAGUCUCUGUUUGUGUCACUUCGCACUACAAUCCAAGAUCAUGUUAUUCAUAUUUAGUUUGAACACAACGAUGCAGCUGCAAUAAUUAGUACCAAACAGUACCCACAGCUGAAUGCGUCUGAGUUAAAUAUGAAUGCAAAUGAUCACAGCUUACCUGGAAAAGUCUAGUUGCCUGAGUGAUGCAACAUGCCCUACGUAACUCCUCGUUCUUCGUGCAAGAUGAAAUAGAUGGCAUUUUCACUUCAGGUUCUUGUUUGAUUAGGCUGUAUUUGUGAUGUAAGCUAUUCAAAAAAUGUUUGCAUUUUCAAAUGGCGACUGCUAUUCGAUUAGAGGAGUGUGUCAGAAAGGGCACCAUUUUAUUUCUUAUUUGAAAUUUUUGAAUGUUUGCACACCCUUAGAAAGUGAUAUCCCCCCUAUGUCUUCCAUCUUUAAUACAAUCGCCAUGCUGCUUCUCUUGUCCCUGAUUCCGAAAUACAUCACUGUAGUAGUAUUUCAGUGGCAUUUGCAGGUAGCACAUAGGGCUUAUACUUUUUAUAAAGGCUAUACUUGUGGCCUUCUGCAUGUCUUCUCUCUUAUAGCAUCGUGGUAUGCCUUCAGCUAUUCAAGUGCACUAGACACAGGAAGAGAAACAAAUAUUCUUACAAAGCUGAGCCAGAGGUCUUUUUCAUAGUGCUUCUUUGACAUUUGGUAGUACUUAUACUUUACUGCUAUGACAUGUUAGCUCCAAAUCUUCCAUUACUAGUGCAGGGUUUUGUGCAAAAAGUGCUAGGCAUUUCAACAGGCAACAUUCAUGCACAUGAAUUGCGUCAUGCCUUAUAAAUAUGCUCUGCUGGCUCAGGAGCAGGUGCUUUUGCUGAUAAGCGCCAAUUUGCUGGUUCGAAAUGCAGCUGUGGCACCAGCAUUUUGGUAGGAGCAAAAAACACCCAUUUGCAGAGACGUGCACUGUAAAAUUUUACCCCAGGUAACCAAACUUAGACUAUAAACCAUCCAACUGUGACACUUCUUAGCCCAGCUACAGGCUUAGGACAUAAAUAUUAUUAGGUCAUUUUCCUAAUUGCUAGAUCACUUACCCCCUGUAUUCGGAUAUGCAUCUUAACUUGAAGCCCAUGCUUGACUUGAUAUAAACGAUGCCUGGUGCGUUCAUGACAGGUGUCAUUUAAAUCAAGUCAAGCGUGGGCUUCAAAUUAAGAUGCAUUUAUAAUACGGGGGUUAGAAUCUUUAAUGUUUAACUUUUUUUAUAAACACACCGGUGUGUUAAUAUCACAGAGCCUUGGUAACUUAUAUUUUUGAUAGAUUUCAAGGGUCUGCUUUGAGGGCCAGCCCAGACUCUCUAUACCAACCUUGUAACAUCAGCUAACUGUAGCUACCAGAAACCUUGGCGUGCAAGAAGCAUAUGUAUAAUACUUGGCUCUGGGAACAUUUCCAAAUACCAGUGUCUUGUGAAUGAUGGCUGAAAAUUUUUCCUCAGUUUGUAUGUGAAUAUGGCACUCACUGGUUGUGAUUGGUUAUCAGCCACCGUGCCAUGUAGCACAGACUCGUGUUAUAGCUAUAGUUUCCGGUUGAUAUUAUUUAUAAAGUAUAGGGUACAGCUAUCACAAGGGUAAGAACUUAUGUUCACGUGAAGGUAUCUGCAUUAAAGUUAGCGUUUUUGUCUUCACAGAUUGAAACUACUGCAUACUCAUAGGGGCUGAAACAAAGUGUGAGCACAUAUGUAGCAUGCACAGUGCAGCUGUUAGUGGCUCUACAAGGCUAAGCAGAGUUUGUGGCUUUCUUCUCGGGAAGUUUGCUCCUUUUGCCUGCUGAUGUUAUAGGCGUGACUCAUAUGGUGAUAAAAUCUAAAAUACUAUCGUAUAUUGUUAAUGGAGUCCUGCUCAAAGUUGGGGGUGUGGUUGUUACACAAGCUCAGCUAUUUCACAUGUCUGUACAGUUCUUUCAGUGCAGUCACUGAUAUAAUAUGGUGUGUGUGUUAAAUCAGUUCCACUUAUACAUUAUGUAGAGAGAUAUGGAGAGGGGAACAAAAACUCUUCCAACAUUCAGUUGUAUGGCAUGGAAGGUACCCUUGACAUUUCAGAAGCCAAGUGUUAGUUCCUAAAAAUAAUUUGCUGGUAUCUUGCUUUGUAGUUGGUACAGGGUGGGGAUAAGAGCAGUUAACCUUUAUUUACUAGAAAAAGAGAUCCCUCAAGAACUUUCUCCUAACCACAGGCAUCAGGUGCCCUUAGAUUUAGAGCUGCUUCUGCCUAUUCCCUUAUAUAUAGUUUACAGUAGUCUGGCAUUUGUCACCUGUGUUUAAAAACAAGUUUUUGUCAAGCGUAGCAAAUUGCUCUCAUAAUGACAUAAAACUGUGACAGUAAAUUUUUUUUAAUUCAACCUCUGUGGGGCAUGCAGGAUUGUAGCUGUUGUACAGCCUAUCUCACAAAAAUGAAACGCCUGAAUAUUCAAAAGGGGUAUUCUGUAAGUGUCCACUUAGUGAACAUGUUCUUCUCACGUAUGUGUACCCUAGCCUAGCCAAUCAGAACUUCAUUAGCAGGGAAAAUGGACAUGCCCACUUCAUGGACACUUACAGAAUGCCUCCCCAGGUCUCCCCAUAAGAGAGCACUGCACCAUGACUAAGCACUUGUGCCUUUGAUGAUGGCUGAAUGGGACAUAAUUUACUGUGCUCCGUUUCAUACUUGACACAACAUUUUCUAGCUUGAAUUAUGCAUUGCAUGUUAAACCGUACACAUCCCACAAUAAGCUGGUAGAAUGUGGGUGUGUCCAUGCAGUAAAAAAAAAUUAUAUUAAAUUUAUAUCGCAGUUGAAUUGUACAGCAGUCUGGCAACACUGGCAGCUGACAAAAUGAAAUAUGCACAGUCAUAGUGUGUGGUACGUGUGUGUUUUCGUUUUUGCAUGUGCAUGUCAGCCCAGUGGUGGGUGCAUUUCGGCAACACGUGUGUGUGGUUUCAGAAUGUUUUGGAGCAGACAACACAGUGGUGGCGCUGCAGUUCUUUACAUCACACCAGCUAUACCAAGAAUGGCAGCUGCUGUCAGUGAGGAGGAAUAGAGGCAACAAUUCUAGAUCGAAGUUUCAGGUUAAAAUGUGCACUGAAAGCCUCUCCUUUUGUGUGUGUGUGCGUGUACGCACGUGUGUGUGUGUGCAAGCUUGCAUGCCUGUAUUGUCAGUUACAAUGAUAAACUGAGAAUAUUUGAACAACUGCGUCAUGGCCCCUUUAAGUGCAAUAGAGACAAGGCUGGCCAUUAUAGAGGUGAAGUAGACCGAUUUCACAAGUUUCACUAAGCUGCCGCUGACACAAAGCAUGUUGGCAGUAGUAGUAGUAGUUGUAAUCCUUGGCAGGCACUUGUGGUAAGAAACAUGUUUGUACUAUGAACAAACCUGCUUAGCCCUCGAGAUAAAAAGGCAGCGAGGCAUGAAUAAAACAUUCUACAAUAGGAGUGAGGUUGAGGAGAUUCACUCCCUAACUUCCCCUAAAGUUCACUGGAAAAAUCCACGGUGGCAUUUUUCUCAGCAUUUUCUUAAGGUUGCCUUGAGCCCAAGUAUAGUGGGAAAAUGGUGAGGACUACUGUCAUCAUGGUGCCAGCAGGGUCACUGCGCAAGCACUCUCAGCAUGGGGAAAUCAGUGUAUUGCUUGGUCAUCUUUACUUCCAAGAAGUUGCCAAACAAUUGGGACAUUACUGUCACAGCUUUCAUGGCACAUAUGCUUUUUCCCUUUUUUGCCAUCCCAUUCACUUCAUUAGUGCCUCUAGAGGGACCACAGCUUUUUGCAUGUGGUUCACUUUUUCAUGUUUCACUUCUUGCAGUCUUUUGAGCAGACCCAGAUCACUUUCUAUAAACUUAUGAAGUCACUGUCUAUUCAUUAUGAUUGUUGGCACUGGCAUUGAACAUCUGGGUAUACUGGGGAACCUGACGAAUUAUUCAGUCAGCACUAUUUGGGCAGACAGUAAUUAGCAAUUCGUGACUGUCAUUGCCAGUGCAUUAUUUACAAGCGUUAAAAUUAGGUGCUCAUGUGCGUCCUCUGCCUCCUGUAUUAAUUGUUCUAAUGGCAAACCGACUUGCAGAGAUCUCCAGUAGUGAACAGUUGCAUGAUGAAGUUCAUUGUAUUGGUCUCAUUUUUCCUUCAUUACAAUAUGCUGUGAUUGUCAUGUUUAUAGGAAUGCUUUGUGGUGUUGCUAGAAGUUAUGCAUGUUACACAGUGGGUGUGGAGGCUAUCUGGCAUGAAAACAAUUGACAUUGCAAAGUUCUGGAGCAAUGAGGAGUAAACUUUGUUGCUUGUAGGGUGGAGAGAAAGUCUUGGAAUAUAAUUUUUUUCUAUGACUGGCUGACUGAUGAUAACACAACUGAAAGUAUAGAUGGCCUUUUCUUUGUCUUGUUAUGCCUUUGUGUCUUCUUUUGAGAUGCAGCCUAAUACAGCAGCUGGACAUAUUGCUGUAUAAUAGGUGCAGCAUAUUUUACUGCUGAAUACAUUAAGAAUGUUUUCCAUUUUGAUAAGCACUACCUUGAGGUCCUUGACUUAGCAUUGGCACUGUUAUUUUCUUUGAAGCAUACUAUCUUUACAUGUAUAUUUACCAGUGUAUAUGUACAUGUACAGUACAUGCAUACAUACAUCUACAGUGCUCACGGAAUGAAAUAGGACACGGAGCGUUUAGUAGAACCCUACAUAUGUGCAAAGUACGCGAGAGCACCAUGUCAUGUCGCUAGGAAUUUGGUCACCAACGGUGAAGAGGACUCCGAUGUAAGUGUACGCGCCACAAUUACGUCGAUGUGACACGAACUGCAGCCGGUUGAAACGAAAGUAUGUGCAUUACUUAGCCCUAAAUUGACGCGUUUCAUUCCGUGAGCACUGUACAUACAUACAUGUACAUGUAUACAUGUAUAUUUUCCAGUUUGCUAGGCUCCUAGUGUUCUGUGAGCUAGAAAAUGCUGUCAGCUCGUGCUAUAAAAGAGCAUCAGCGCUACUAAAUAUGGAAAUAGGUUAUCACAUGUGAAACUGUUUUGUUUCAGAUUUAGUUUGGAUAGUGAAGCGUAAAAGACAAUAGAAAUAAUUAACAGUCAUGAAAGCGUGAGCCGUAUGACAGACACCUUGAUAAAGAAAAGAUUAAUUUCUUAUGACUGGAGCUACACUUUUUUGCUUCACUGCUAGCUCACUUAUCACUGUGUGCCGGAUAGAACUACACAAACAUGAUGACACAUUGAAAAAGUCAUAUUUUCCGCAGUUUUUCUACUUGACCACUGCAGGACUAAGCACUCCAGACAGUAAGCUUUCGAUUGCACGAAAAAGUAGGUACUGUGAAAAUCAUUUGUCAGCCCCAUUAGUUUCUCGGCAUGUACACCAUUGCAACUGUAGCUGUAGAAUUCAAUAAGGGUGGUCUGAUAUUCGUCUGGAAACUUAAUAGUACAGGCUGCGAGAUGAAUUGGAUGGUGCAGAAGUACUUUGCCACGCGCUUACCGUGUAAGGAGUAAGGAGUGACAGUCACAUCUUGGAUGGCUCCAAAGAUUGAGUACCAAAUUGCAGUUGUGGUUCCUAAUUUGUACCUACCAUGGUAGCUCAGUGGCUGCAGCAUUGUGCUGCUGAGCUGAAGGCCACAGGUUUGACUCCUGGCCACUGUGUCCACAUAAUGAUGCGAAUGGAAUGCAAAAGCAUUUACCAUGGUUUAAUGAAUAGAACACAUAAUUUUUGUAAAAUAUUCACUGGAAUUUCAUCAUCGUUUAUUAAUUGGCUGCAGCUUGAGCAAAAGCACCACUCUUAUCCUGAAAAGUAAUGUUGCCAGCAAAAAUUCGAGGAAGUAAAAUUUUUAACCUUACUAUAUUUAGGCACUGUAACAUUUUACGUUCAACUUGAAAAAAAUACUUGAAAAGGUUGUGCUAGAGCUCUGGAAAUGGCCAGUGACAAGACUACUGAUGUGUUGUGAUGAUGAGGCUGCAAUUAUUAACUGGUGCGAAUGUAACAUAUUUUUAAUUUAUUCUGUUUUUAUCUUACUUGCUGUGAUGACUGGCAUAUCAUGGCAGCAGCUCAAUUGCACAUGUGGCCAGGACAAAGGGCAAAUAUACUGGCCAGUGUGCCACGUCAGAAGUAACGGCCAGUAGCAAAGAUCUUAUUUUUGCAUUUGUUUUACGGUGAUGGUUGUUAUUCAGUCAAUGGUAGGAAUUGAUGUUGCCUGGACAGCAUAGGUAGCGUGCUCAUUUUGUAUUCUUUAGGUUACUUGCAUGGAAGCACACUUGUAAAAGCACAUUUCUGUUAAAUAUGCCCUGCCAAUGCAAUGCAACACUGUAGUUCCAAAUGUGCCAAGUGCAUGCUAUUUUCAUUUGAAAUACUGUGCAUUGGAUUAAUCAUUGAGUCUGUGAAACUGAAUCAUAUCUUUGCAGACACGUGUUGUUCGUGUUGUUACAUUAUUGCAACAUAAAUAUUUUUGCAGGAGAAAAUGUUGCAGCCUAUAUUGGUGAGGCCCAUCAACAAGAGAACAAUUUGAAUGAACGUUUUCUAUGGACAUUUUUCAAAUAGGAUGGUCAUUUCUAUUAUUUAAUUGUGCAAUUUGUGAAUUACUGCAAUUACUAUGGCACCAAGGCUAGUUUAUUUCCACAUAGGUUGCAUUCACUAAGGUUACCCACCGCAGUAGCUUAGUGGCUGUGGUGUUGUGCUGCUGAGCUAGAGAUCGUAGGUUCGAUCGUGAUGGCUGCAUUUCAGUGGAGGCAAAAUGCAAAAAUGCUUGUGGUACUUGGAUUUCGGUGCAUGUGAAACAACCUCAGGUGGUCAAAAUGAAUCCGUAGUCCCACUCACAAUCAGAUUGUUAUCCUGGUACGUAAAACCUCAGAAUUUAAUUUUAGUUCACUAAGGAAGUAAGUAACCUUUUCUUCCAUAUCUCUGGCGCUACUCUGGGUAUUUGAUGGAAACUUCAGUAGUUGCAUACAAGCGGCAUUUAUUGGCACCUAAAUUCAAGGCGGAGAUGUCCUAAGCCUACACUAUCAUUUUGAAUCCAUAAAUCUGGUGACUCAAGAAAUUGCAGGUGACAUUGAUUUGUUUCAGAUGAUAUCACAUAAAAUAUGUUUAAAAUAGCAAGAAACAGUAAAUUGAAAUUGCACCAUGUGUAACUGUCCAACAGCCAUUCCUCAAGUGGUAUGGCCACAGGUAGCCUGUUGUCUUUUCAUCCACUUUCAGUUCCAUUAAUUAUCAUUUCAUUAAUUCACUUCAAAAUUUUUCUUAUGCUGUCUGUCCUCGGUGUCUUUGUUUGUUGGCUGCUUAUGAUAUGUUCUAUAAAACAUGGCACAAAGCAGCUGAAAUUGUGCUUCAGUGCCAUCUUACAUAAUUCACCUUCUGGACUCAAAUAGGUUUUUCUUUAGUUCUUAUUUUUGCAUAUCAUAUUCACUGCUUUUCUACCAAGCAUUCUUGUUCCUCUCCAAUUGUGCCAUGUCUUGUGAUGGCACAGCAUUGCAUUUCUUAAAUGCAUGGUGAAGCUACUGCUAGGUUAGUAAAAUUAUUUCUUUACUAAAUAUUACCAUCAUUGAUAGAUAAUGUUAAUAUGUAUUUCGUGCUUCUUAUUUCAGUGAUAAACUUUCAGUUUCAAGUAAGACAUGAGGAACUGUGUGUAAAAAACUUCAUGCUAAUAAAUGUUUUUUAUACAGGCUUCAUAGAAGGCAGUGUAUUUUAAGAUUAAAAUGGUAGGGAAUUCUCAAGUGUCUGGCCCUAGAAUUCAUAAAAUUCCUGGCUCUGGCAUAAAAAAUUAUAACUUUCAUUCAUCACUUAGAGGAGCCCUGAAACACCUUACAAAAGGUGUGGAAUGUGUGAUCUCAUGAAUUUUUUCUAGCAAGAAUGCUUUAAGUACACCUAGAUUGAACAGAGUUAUUGGCAAUCAAAUGCCAUACCCUCAAAGCAUUUCCCUUCUUUUUUUUGUACGAACUGCAUUCAAAGCUGUGCUGCCGUGCUCAGCCCAUCGUCACAAUGCAUCGUCUAUUGCAUCACCUCAAUUUGAGGCCAGUCACUGCAACAGAUGAUUGUGCCACACAACCUCAAGUUCAAUAAAUGCGAAAGCUCAGAUAGGCCACGGUUUUAGCAGUGUUAUCAUUCACAGCCACCAUAUGGCAUCACCAUCCCCUUAGUGAUGAGAUUUAUUUGUGAUUGCUUCUGCCAGAGGUACUGUUUAGUCAUGAUGUCUCAAGAAAUCUUUUACAGUUUUGCCUCAUUCUUAUGAACCUCGUUAAUGUGGAUUACUCGAAAUAUGGAAAUUUUUGUGAGCAUGAAACUUUUCCAAUGCGUAUGUGCCCCAUUAACACAGAAACUCUCUGCCCAGACAAUAGACAUGGCACAGAAGCAAGCACAAAGCCCAGAGUGUAUUUUGUGUUAAUAUAAAAAGUGUCAGUAUAGACAGGACCACCUCUAAAUGAAAGAAGCCAGAAGCCCUUUGCACACUGGCAGUGAAAUGCAUGCAGCGUGCCACAGCCAGCACUGCUCAUUGCUGUCAGCACGACUGCACUGGCCAGCAUCUUUCCCUAUGGUAGCUUUGGUACUAAUAUUUUCUGUCAAGAGUACAGGCUUCUUGAAAUGAGAGACUGAGCCUUUUGUCUUUCCGCUGUUCUACAGUCAUCUUGUGUGCAGAAGUCAGUGGAGACAGAUCGAGCCUUUCCUUUUAUGUGCUAGUUUUGUCAACAAGCUGUAGCUCUCCCUAAUGCACUCUUCUGCUGGGUUCAAUUCUUUUGAUGUUUCUGUUGGAUUCAAUUCUUUGGACAUUUCUCUUGGAUGCACUUUCUUUGAGUGAAAGCACCGUUGUUGGGAAUUCCAUCAUUGCAAAGCCUGCCAUCACAGUCCUCGUGGCCAGUAAGGCAUUUCAAAGUGCACUGCAAUUCUUUUAAAAUAGUGGUGAUUAGAAUGCACUCCAACUUGUGAAAGUUCAAUUCUAGUGCGCAGCACAGUGUGAAAAACAAACUUCAUUUAAAGCAUAUUCUUCUUUCCCUCCAUAUAUACUUUGUUUUCCAUAAGUAUUUGUUGUUAACUAGGCAUAACUGUAUAGUGUUUGCUCCAAUUUAAGGGUGACGAAUAAAUGUUGCAGUGGUUCUGAAAAGUUGAAGGAAUGGACUAACAGGCUUUCGGGCAUAAUUAUGGGCUCCCACCUUCAUAUUCAGGAAUAAUAUUUGGCUCAGAUGUUCACGACAGCAUUGUCUCUUGACUGUGCAAGUUUAUUUACCAUGGUUAAAAAAGUGUUGCAAGGCCAGCCCCCUUUAGAAUUUCACCUUGUAAUUCUGAGAACCAGUGUGAAAAGUGCACUUUAGUAUUGGUGGUGAGUAAAUGAAAUCACUCUUCAAGCUAGAAAUGGCUGUUGUACCAAUGGAAAGUAAGCCAGUGUCACACAGUGGGGCUCUGCCCGAUUUUGCCUGAGAGCAUCGGAAGAUUCCUCAUGUACAUACUUUGUCAAAAGUGUACAGGCCACACUGCGUGACCAUUGUUAGCACAGGGACCAUGUGGUGUUGUUUUUAUUGCUUCUCCAACAGUCCAGCAAUAUGGCUAGAACUUCUGUCAUUGCUCCAUUUAGAGCGUUGUAACCCCAGGAGCUCCAUCACAAGCCUCACUGGCAGCUAUAAUCAUGCCUGUAUAAUUUUGACAAAUGCUGUACAUUCCCAUGUUGUUCCUUGUUAGUGUGUGAUAGCAUUGAUCGUGCCUCCUCUUCCCCAAACCUUGCCAUUUUGUUAUCUACCAAAAAUGUGUCACCACUACAUUCUAUGCCCCAUUAAUAUAGUUUGUGCAAAUCAGCCCUGAAAACCAAUGUAAAAAAAAGAUAUGUAUGCACACCAGCAGGAGUGACUUUGACUCCUAAGUCUGGGUCUAUGCUGUGCUUGUCUUUAGUUUGUGCCAGUAUCGCUGAAGAUGAGCCCAAUUUUCUUGGGCUGGAGUUCUUUUGUCUUGGCUUGUGAGGAGAAACCCAUGUUCAUCAUCUAGUUUCAAGCCAUGCAGUUGUUGUUCACAGCUCAUGUAUGUUAUUUGGCUAUCUACAUUCCUUUCAUUAUCAUGAGUUCAAACAAGCAAACUUAGCAGGAAUUCAGGGAAACCCUUUUUCUAGAACAAGUCUUCUUACUUUUGGUGUGUAGGAACUCGCCCAGAAGUGUCAUAUAUUUUUGAAAUAUGGGUCUCAUGGUGCAAAAAUUUGGUGCAACAAGUAGGGAAUUUGUCCACAUUUUCCAAAAUCAACUUGGGAGUUAAAGGUUUAGUGGCCAAAGUCCACUCGUUUCUUAGAGCAGUGUUUCUUAAAUGAAGGCUGAGCUCAAGCUCUAUAACUCCUAUUUCUGAGUCAAUGUUGAGCUUCAACUUGUAUUUUGCUUUCAUUGACAAUCGUUUUCUCAAGCUUUACUACUGUUCAUAGUGUACUAGUGUACUUAACCCUCAGCUUCAGAACCCCCCCCCCCCUAUAGCUCAGGGAACACUGGCCUACACACUUGCACAUGAGAACAUCAUUCCACUUUGAUUGGAUGGUGCAGUUGCAGCUGGAACAGUGGAAUCAUGUUUACUGUGAUCUUUUGAUGGGCUUAUAUAAGUACAACAGAACGUUGUUGGUUUGAUCUGGUCAUGUCCAACGUACAUUUUCUCAGAAUAGUGGCCACUCCUGAAAAAUUCGCUAUGUAAGGUAUAUAUAUUAUUUCAAUCAAUAGUUAUUUUCCUGCUCUAUUCAAUGGCUGAAUUAUACCAUAUUCUCAGUGUUCUAGGACUACUCUAACAAAACAUUUUGCAUGACGGCACAUAUUUUACCGGGACAUAACUUGUUAACUUGUUCGGAUUUUUAAGCAUGUAUGUGAACAAUCGGCCGAAUUAACCUAAUUUAAAAUCAUAAUUAAAUAACUUUAAAAGUUUGGAGGCUUUAACAUGCAUGACAUACUUUGUUGUGACUUUUUUUUUCUGCUGGCAUUAAUGCCCACUUUGAUUCUUUUUUUUUUUUAUAGAUGCAUCUGUACAAAGGCUGAUAUAUGAGCAUACUUUACUUUCCCAUCUCUACCACUUUAGAUAUCUUUUGGUCGUUAUGUUUGCACUGUAAUGGACAAAUGAAAUGCAAAUAGAAAAUUAUAAAGCAGAACACCGUGCAAGUAAUAACUCGAGAGUACUACUUCGCACUGCUGCACACCUGGUCAUGAAAGAUGGCGCAGGUCUCAAACUAAGUAUACAAGCUCAAAUAUGUCGACAUCACGCGAAGUGGAGAAAGUGGAGAUGAAAUAACACAUGCUAAUUAGUUGAAACUUUGUGUUUCGCUUGCCUGUGGUCACACAUGGUGAGCUGGCUGGGCAGCUACAGCAACAGGGUUCACAAGCCAGCUAUAUACCAGUACACAAUUUAAGAGGCCCUCAAACAACCUUUGCUUGUGCUGAUUCUUCCCUCUUCUGCUGCUUGAGUACAAGGUUGUAUGUUCGAUUCUGGCAGCAGCAGCACCCAUUACUACGAGUGCAGGACAUUGAUGUGCUUGUGUAUCAAAAUUUUGCUGUACAUAAAAAACAAAACAAAAUUAGUCCAACGCCCUCCACUAUAGCAUCUCUUGCAGCUCCGGUAUAGCUUUGUGACAUAUCACAAUGGUUGCCGUUAGAUUGUGCAGGGCUAGUGUAGCAAGCAAUAUGCCCACACUCCUGUGCAACAUGUUUUUUGCAUGGCUGUGUACAUGCUAUUCUCUCCCAUCCAAAAAAGCAUGCCAGUGGUAGCUAUACCGUUCAUUUUCUCACUUGUGUGCACAGCAAGUCAUGAAUAUGAAUAUUACCAAAAACAACUAUACAAAAAAGGGUGAACAGGAACAUUACACAGAUUCUUUAGACAUUCAAAGUUCUGGCUGUCAAGACUUGGCAGCUGGCGCAGGUACAUGUUUGGGAACUUUGCAUGGGUGAAAGCUUAAAGCUUUGUAAUUAUAAUUUAUUCAGCUGCAUACAGUUUCUGCAUACUGCAUUUCCUUGUUUCUGCCUGCCUCUAUGUUAUGAAAAUUCUGGAUGAUUGUAUCACAGCACUGUUCUCAACUGUCUGGAUUUACAGUUGUUUUAAGGAUAAGGUGCAUGCAGAAGCAGCAGAACGAGCAUUUUGCCUUUACAUUAACUUUUCCCUCUUAUUCUCGAUGUAUGAACUUCGCUCCAUCAAGGAUUAUCAGUCCAGCUUUCCUGAAAUUUCUCAGUGCAAGUUUUCAUCAUGGUUAGCAUCCAUAUUCUAAAAUUGCACCUUGUGAAUCAUGGUAUUUUAAACUGCACUUAAAACUGCAAAAUCAAUUUGUCAUCACUGCCUCCUCCUCAUGUUUCUUUUUUCUGCUGUGGUUUGCAUAGUCUCUUUAUGCAGCAGCUAAUUUAUAAACUAAGUUGCAAAGCUUAGUUUAUAUAUAAAAGCUUGGUGUAUCAUGUUUGCCAUAUCAUUCCGCAUAGCGUAGCUAGUGUAUCUAAAGGAUUUUUUUGUAGAAGCUGAUGUAGCUGUGCCUUUAGUUGUGCUAAUGGAAUUAAAUGUAAACGGUCAUCAUACCUGUGUCCUACAUAACCAACACACAAUACUAUAAUCAAAGUAGGGAAGCACAGCUCUUGCUUUUUAGUAAGGUGGCACAUCAGUUCAUUUUAAUUGUAGAAUUACAUAUACAGUAUAAAAACAGUCUGUAUGCCAUUUGCUUGUUUGUUCUUAAGAUAAUAUUCCAGAAGGCACCAAUUGAUUCAAGGAUGUUCCACAUCUGCCACUAUGGUUGUCAGCAGCACUGGCUUACUCUCAAGUCUAUGUUCCAUGAGCAUGCAUGCAUGUUGUCUUCCACUGUUAGGGAAACGCUUCGUUAGUAUUCAGUCCUAUCUGAGUUUGUUUCUUCUGCCUUAUUUGAAGAAAAAAAAAAACAGCGAUUGUGAUGCUAUUAAUGGAGGACUAAUCUGUGGCUCUUCAUUUCAAGUUUAAACUGCUAUUGGUACUUGGAACACUAAUGAGGUGUUUUCUCACAAGAGUGGACAACUGUGCAUAAAUAACGAAGAAAGUGAAGGAGAUGACCACCACUGUAGCUCAAUUAAUAGAGCACCACACGCAUCUCGCUACUGACAUCUUGCCAUACUUUCAUUUUUAUCACAUAUAUGAACAAAGGCAUAAAAUGAAAAUAUUUCAAUGUCCCUAAGCUUUCCUUAGCUUCAGUGACAUCUUACUUCUGUAGUAGCCACAAUUAAGCUCCUAGUUUCCCUUGAUUCUCUUGCAAACUGUUCCAUUUACUUUAACUGUAUGUUGGGCAGCUUGUGUUGAUUUAUUACUUCUGCAGGCUGUUUAGCACCCAGAGCAAAUCUUGUUUAUUCUUUUACACUUUUCAUUCUUGCAUUGUGGUAUUUCAGCACUGUAAGAGCAUUUGUUUUCAAGAUAUAAACAAACGAUACGUGAAAGCAUCAAUUUACAAACCGCCAACUUUGCUGCAUAUCCAGAUUAAUGUGUGUGAAGCCCCAUCAUCAGACAGCUGUGCAAUACUAAGCGAUCCAUGAUUUAAGUUAGAUGAAAGUUAGAUAAUUUAAGGUGCAGCAAUUCAUAGCAGAUGUUUGCUUUAGAAAUAAAUGUUAUGGGGCACUUGUUGUGUGCAUAGUGAAAUCAUUGGCCUCUUGUGCACAAAGGCAGCUUUGCUUUCAUUGCUUUGGUUUCAUGUAUACCUUGCAAUUUUCAUCAGCCAGUGAGUAAAUGUGUUGUUUGUAUUUUUCAUUUAUACUAUUUGCACUAUUGCCACCAGUAUUUUAUAAACUAGUCGUUCUUAGUGGUAUAUUAGUGUAUGUUGUUCUAUGAAGUGUUUUCCCAUCCAUCAUAUAUGGGUGCUAUGCAGCGGUGGGUUUAUAGCGGUGUUGACUGAUGUGAUGAAUUGUAGUUACUAAUUCACCUGGUGCAUUGUUGUAUAAUAAAUAUGUUUCUAGACCCUUA